AUGGAGCAAAUGGCUCACGACAUAUCCGAGAUUCUGCGGCAACAGUUCCUGCUUCACUUCUUCACGAUCUUCAUCUGCCUCGAUCACAUAUGGCUGCUUCGAUGGGACCGCGCCGGCCUCGUCGUGUCCGAGCCGUUCAACUUUGCAGAAGAACCACAGCACUUGUAUACCUUCUUCUAUCGGUUCGCCUGCAUGGACGACGUGCAGAGAGGCCGAGACCCCACGGUGGUGCCGGCAAGUGAGGCGGAGGUCAAGGUCAUGCGCAGCAUUGACCAGUUCGAUUCAGCAUGGCACAAAACUCAGUACACAGCCACGAUGACAGCGGGCUGGCCAAUCUACAAGGUCCUGAUUCCGGAGGAAGACGUGAUUUCGACGGCGGAACUGAGUGAAGGAAGGAAAGACCGGGCGGACUCCGAGUUGUCGGAGGGUCGCGAGCGCGGAUUCCUCGUAGGGAAGCCAUACUUUAUGAGUGAUUCCCCCACCGGGCGCGGGACACGAGGUUAUAUUGCCUACGACGUAGCCGAGCAUCGACUUGUCUUUCUCAAGGAGUACUGGCGCUUGGACGCGCCGACGUAUCAUCCGGAAGGUGAAGUGUACUUGCGUCUUCACAGCAAGCAAGUGCCAUAUAUUGCAACCCCAGUUGCCGCUGGCGAUGUUCUUGAUGCGACAGGCGGCAUGCACCACACCCGCGCGCAAGAUUUCUUCCCGGACCCACCGCCCAAGCUCAUUCAGUACCGCAUCAUCCUGGAGGAGAUCGGUAAACCGCUCGAGGAAUACGAAACUUCCUUCGAAUUGAUGUCUGCUAUGUAUUGCUGCAUAUAUGCACAUAUGAAAGCCUGGACAGAGGGCGAGGUACUACAUCGGGACAUCAGCAGAGCAAACCUUUUGAUGUAUCCCUAUCGUAAUGACGAUGGGGAAAUCGAGUGGCUGGGUCUGAUUGUCGACUGGGGUCUGUGCAAGUACAAGGACGAGUUGGGACUACCGCAAGUGCAGAACACUCGCUCGGGCACUUGGCAGUUCAUCUCUGCCGUCUUGCUCGCACAUCCCGGGGUAUUUCCGCAUGCAGUAUGGCACGACCUGGAGUCGUUUAUCCACGUCCUUCAUUGGUUGUGUCUGCGGUUCCACAAGACGAAUUACACCGAGUCCGACGAUAACCGCGAAUCCCUACUCAAGCGUGUCGACGCUGUCUAUGACCACUCCAAUAAAACACGGAACGGUAUAUCCGUGGGCGGUCAGGAGAAGUUGGCGCUCAUGCAAGACGGCACGCUUCCCUUCAAGCUCGUAGCGGGGUCUACGGGCCAGAGUGGGCCAGGCCUAUAUCGCCUCCUGACCGACCUAUCAGCUCUCUGCAAGGAGCACUACAAGUGGCUGAAGCCCCAACUGCCAACUGCGACGCCCGAGGAGGAAAAGGAGGAGGGACAGGGUCAGCCCCAGCGUUCCCGAAGCCGCCUUCUCCCCCCUCGAAGGAAUGUCGUAUCUGCAGUUGGACCGACGAUCUCGGAGGCGCCUGCUCAGCCUGUUCUCGAGAACCACACGAAGAUUCUCGACGUGUUCGAGACGAUGUCGCAGGGCAAAUGGAUACCGGACAAGAAGAUCGAGGAUCAAUUUGCGCACUCAAACACGACGAUGGACCAGCAGGUGAAACUCAAGAGAUCCUCCGAAGAGUCUAUCAGUCUAGACGAGAGACCGGGUAAGCGCAUCAGGAGUCCAACCGGUAGCGCGUCCGUGUCGAUUGCGCCUCAGCUGGGUUCGAUUUCGGAGAACCUCAAAGGCUGA
Rhodofomes roseus is the source of this 1776-nucleotide messenger RNA. RefSeq lists its product as uncharacterized. NCBI's taxonomy places the organism in Eukaryota, Fungi, Basidiomycota, Agaricomycetes, Polyporales, Fomitopsidaceae. The coding region runs from base 1 to 1776 and encodes 591 amino acids. The record is from RefSeq and is a predicted model, not a curated record. The transcript has 3 exons.